Aspergillus alliaceus is the source of this 507-nucleotide messenger RNA. Its product is annotated as DUF4149 domain-containing protein. The transcript is spliced from 3 exons. The record is from RefSeq and is a predicted model, not a curated record. The coding region runs from base 1 to 507 and encodes 168 amino acids. Lineage: Eukaryota; Fungi; Ascomycota; Eurotiomycetes; Eurotiales; Aspergillaceae.
AUGCAGAAUUUCAUUAACACCGUGAGCAACCUUCUGCCAUACCACCUCCUCUCUUAUGGUACCCUCCUGGACACAGAGAUCUUCCGGUUCAUCGCACUCCAAAAGCGCAUUUUCCCAGCCCAGUUCAAGUGCCAAGUAGGAUUGAUCAUCUUGACCGUCGCAACCCGUCCCCCCUGUAGCGUUAUCUCCUUCACAAAACAUGCGUGGGAUGCCAUUCCAUUGGUGAUUGUCGGCGUCACAGGCGGCUUGAAUUGGAUCACCUUCGGCCCGCGAACGACGACCGCGGCGGUUGUCCGGCGAACACUACAAGAACAAGCGAUUGGCGAAGAUAACCCGGAUCCCACGGACCCGGCCACGAUGCAUCAGGUAAAUCGGAAGUUCUCAGUGAAUCAUGCCAUGUCGAUCCAUCUGAAUGCGGUAGCGCUGGUCGCAACCGUUUGGUACGGGUUUUCGCUAGCUUCGAGUCUACUCUCUGGUUGUAGAUCUGUCGCUUAUCUGGUGGUUUGA